GUUUUUUAUUUUUUUAAGGUAAUAUGUUUAAUCAUUCAGUAAAAGUGCCCCGUUUAUAUAAAAUCGCUGCUAAAGUCUACCAACAAGUAAAAGAUGGCAAGGCGAGCCUUAAACAACUAGUAUUUGAACAGAAACAUAUAAAUAUAAAGGCCAUUUAUGCUCUGGUCGCUGAAGCCAUCCAAAAGGAAGAUGAAUUGACCAGUCUCUUGAAACGUUCAGCUCUGUUAAGCAAAGAACCUAGACUUGAUCCUUAUUUGACAAGAAUCCUCAUAACUGAACUCCUGUUUGGUAAAAAACGCCUGUCAGGCGAAGCGAAACCUAUUAAAACGAUCCUUGCCUAUGAACAAGUACUUAAGGCACAUGGCACUGACAUUUGCACACCAAAACAAACUAACACGAAUCAAGUUGGGAAACCAAGAUAUGUGAGGGUGAACACUUUAUCUUGUUCUGUAAAUGAAGCCAUUGAAAAUUUUUGUGAAGAAGGGUGGUCAUUUACUAAGUUCCUAGAUAAAAAAAAUUACCAGGGUUUUUUGGAAAAAGUUUUAGAGUUGCAGGAAAAUGAAUUUAUGCCAGAUAUUCACAUUCCUGAUUUAUUAAUUUUUCCAUGUAAAACACAGUUUUAUAGACAUCCUGCUUAUAAGAAUGGAUCUAUUAUUCUUCAAGAUAAGGCGAGUUGUCUUCCAGUCCAUCUCUUGAAUCCACCUCCGGGAAGCGUUGUUUUGGACAUGUGCUCUGCACCCGGUAUGAAAACCACACAAAUCGCAUCCGUUUUAAACGAUCAAGGAACCGUAUACGCUUGCGAAAUGGACCAAAAACGCUUCCAAACGUUGGAACAAAUCGUUGCUUCAUCAAAAUCUACUUGUAUCAAGUGCUUUAAUAAAGACAUCUUGCAGUGCGACGAUAAAACUUUUCCCGAUGUUGAGUAUAUCUUGGUCGAUCCCAGUUGUUCCGGUUCCGGUAUCACAGACAGACUGGAAGUGGAGGAGAGACAGAAUCAGAUGCGACUUUCCAAACUUGCAGGUUUUCAAAUCAAAAUUCUUAGAACCGCCCUCACGAGGUAUCCAAAAGUGAAACGGGUGGUGUAUUCGACGUGUUCAAUAUACCCGGAAGAAAAUGAAGACGUGGUGCGCCAAGUUCUGGAAACCAAUAACAGUUUCAAGUUGGUGCCAGCGGCGCAGUUCUUGAACAACGCCUGGUUUAAUUUCGGUUCGGAGGAGUACGGAUUGAUGGGGAGUUAUUGCAUCUAUGCCAAGCCUGAGCAAGAUCUGACGAACGGGUUCUUUGUAGCCGUGUUUGAAAGACUUGAAGAAGGCGAAGAGAAUGAGUUCUUUAAUAGAAAAGUGUACAAUUAUAAGAAGCACGAACAGGACAGAAAGAAGAGGCGUGAUUAUUAUGAUGGAGACCAACAAGAAGAGAACUCAAAUGACAAUAAUUGGAAUAAUAGGGAACAGUUUCAAGAUUCGAAUAAUGGAAAUACAACUGAUUUUUCCAUAAACAAUAAAGAACUGACUGUUUCUGAAGAACGUCCCGAAUCUAAAGAAACAAAGAAGUCUAAGAAAAAUAGGUCUGAGAGUUCAAUAGAAAAUGAAGUAGUAUCUGAAGAUUCAAAAAAGAAAAAUUCUCAAGAAGAGACAGAAGAAAUUCCAACUGGGAAAAACUCAAAAAAGAAGAAAAAGAAGAAACAUACAGAAGAAAAUGAGGAGAUAAAAGACAGUAAUAAUUCUGAAGAACAUUUAGAUACACCAAAAAAGAAGAAAAAGAAGAAGCAUUCAGAGGAAGUUCACGAAACUGAGAUAGUUUGUGAAGAACCCAAAAAGAAGAAAAAGAAAUCAAAGAACAAAACUGAAUUAGAAGAAAAUAUUGAUAAUGAGAAUGAAGUUGAAAAGUCAGCAAAAAAGAAAAAGAAACACCAAGAAAAUGACAUUACUAUAAAUGAGGAUAGUAAGAAAAAGAAGAAAAGGAAGAAUAGUGAAGUCGUGACGGAACUUGAGGCUGAUUCAGAAGAAACUCUUAAAAAAAAGAAAAAUAAACAUAAGGAUGCAAAUAAGGAAAAUGACGUUACUAUAAAUGAGGAUAGUAAGAAAAAGAAGGAAAGGAAGCACAAUGAAAACGUGACAGAAUAAAAACACAAAAAUUGCAUUACAUUUGUCUUUGUUUUUAUUUUUAUUAAUAAAUUUGUUUCACUGCA
Molecule: messenger RNA, 2188 nt
Organism: Aethina tumida (small hive beetle)
Lineage: Eukaryota; Metazoa; Arthropoda; Insecta; Coleoptera; Nitidulidae
Gene: Nsun5
Product: 28S rRNA (cytosine-C(5))-methyltransferase
Exons: 5
Coding region: 24-2123 (699 amino acids)
Biological process (GO): rRNA base methylation
Cellular component (GO): nucleolus
Molecular function (GO): methyltransferase activity
Source: RefSeq, a predicted model, not a curated record